Messenger RNA from Effrenium voratum, 1371 nucleotides. The record is from the annotation of a GenBank genome assembly. Lineage: Eukaryota; Dinophyceae; Suessiales; Symbiodiniaceae.
GGUAAGCUCAGGGAAACCCGGAACGUAGAAACACUUUGCAGGGAAACUGCAUUCAACCAGUUUGCCUCUUUUUGAUCGCAUGCGCUAUUGGCGGGGCAGGACCAAUCACAGUGGGACAUGGUUUUAAAUUUCUUCUGCUGCGCCUGGCUUGCGGGGCUAGCAGUUACUUGGAUAGCGUCGAAAGAUGAUGGCCCUCGCUUCCUUCCGAAGGCGAGCUCGAGAAAGGGUGGUAGAAACCUGCCACUUUGAGGUCUUUCACUCCGCGAUCCUUGUGCCGUGGCUUCGGGGCCGCAGCCCAGCCACAGACCUUUGCAAUCUACCGUUAUGGACAAGCAGGCCAAGCCAUUCCUACAGGAAUGUGGGCCAAUGAUCCUGGAUGCUUUGAUCAAGAUCAAAGACGAGGUGGACGCCACACUUACCUUUCGCAGGUCCUGCCGCGAAGGGAUUUGCGGCUCCUGCGCGAUGAACAUCAAUGGCAAGAAUGGCCUUGCAAACACGCGGCUAAGCAGCAAGCCUAUUGAGAUUCAGCCACUGCCCCACACCUAUGUCGUGAAGGAUUUGGUCCCUGACCUCACAAACUUCUACAAUCAGUACAAGUCGAUCGAGCCAUGGUUGAAGCGCAAGGAUGUCAAGUCCAAGGAUGACAAGGAAUACUUCCAGAGCCGUGAGGAUCGCGCCAAGCUUGACGGUAUGUACGAGUGCAUCCUUUGCGCUUGCUGCAUGACCUCUUGCCCAUCGUAUUGGUGGAAUCCGGAGUACUACCUUACUACCUGGGUCCUGCGGUGUUGAUGCAGCCUGAAGAGUCGUCUUCUGCUUGCCUGAAGUUUUGUGCCCUACUGCACGUUGCCGGCAGUGUUCCAUUUCCAGGCAGCAGCUUGCGUUUGGCAGCGCUUAGCAUGAAUGACACCAUGAAGCUGUACCGCUGCCACGGCAUCAUGAACUGCACCAAUUGCUGUCCCAAGGGUUUGGAUCCUGCGAAGGAGACUUCAGGAGCAGGUUGCUGAAACCUACAAGGACGGAUGGAAGUCCAUGAUGACCGAACAGAUCGUCAAGAACAAGGGCCGCGAGUCUGGCAUGAUGUACAUGUGAGCGCGGACUUGGCUGGAAGUUUCCAGACUCAAGCCUGCCAAAGGAGUCAAAAGCAAAUAAUUCAAAGUAUUGUUCCAGAUGUUUGGAGCAAAAUGAAAGCAGCCAGUCUCCCGCUAGUAGCGGGGCAGCUGCGUAGGCAUUCAAAUGUUUAACACUUGCGGCCGUCGGGCGUACCGAUACUGGUAGGACGUUUGCCAAUUGGAGCAAAACCUACAACGGCUGCACAUGCCCAGGUUGCAGUUUAUCGAACAGUGCCUAUUUGCGAUCGCGUUUUUUCUCCCC